This is a messenger RNA of Protobothrops mucrosquamatus (brown spotted pit viper), 1285 nucleotides long. RefSeq names its product BTB/POZ domain-containing adapter for CUL3-mediated RhoA degradation protein 1. NCBI's taxonomy places the organism in Eukaryota, Metazoa, Chordata, Lepidosauria, Squamata, Viperidae. The transcript is spliced from 7 exons. The record is from RefSeq and is a predicted model, not a curated record. Gene Ontology annotation, molecular function: protein binding; ubiquitin-protein transferase activity. Bases 142 to 1155 code for a protein of 337 amino acids. Gene Ontology annotation, biological process: negative regulation of Rho protein signal transduction; protein homooligomerization; protein ubiquitination. Gene Ontology annotation, cellular component: Cul3-RING ubiquitin ligase complex.
GUGAGCAUGCGCACUGUCGCCCUCCGUUCCUCUUUCUCUUGGGUUGAGGCAUCCUGCGGAGCUGCUACCCCGGAGUCCAGGCGGGGCUGAAGGGGAGGGGCCUGGCUUGAGCCCACCCUUGGUGCCCUGGGGGAGGAGGCUAUGUCAGCUGAGGCCACGACAGAUCCAUCCCCACCCCUGGAGAAUUGUGCUCUGCUGGUCCCAACCCAGCACCGACGGGAUGGCAGGGGUGGGGUAACCGAGAUGACUUUGGACCUCAAGCCCCUGAAUCCCAACAGCAAGUACGUCAAGCUGAAUGUGGGAGGAUCUCUGCAUUACACCACCGUGCAGACCCUGACCAAGCAAGAUACGAUGCUCAAGGCCAUGUUCAGUGGCCGAAUGGAAGUCCUCACAGAUAGUGAAGGUUGGAUCUUGAUUGACCGAAGUGGCCGCCAUUUUGGAACUAUUCUGAAUUAUUUGCGAGAUGGCUCAGUAUCUCUUCCAGAGUCCCAGCGGGAGCUGGAGGAAGUGUUGUGUGAAGCCCGGUACUAUCUGAUCCAAGGUUUGGUUGAGAACUGCCAGCUUGCACUACAGCAAAAAAGUGAAGCCUAUGACCCUCUCUGCCAUAUCCCCAUGGUGACAUCUCCCAAGGAAGAGCAGCAGAUCAUCUCAAGAUGUUCGAAGCCUGUGGUGAAGUUACUGCAUAACAGAAGUAAUAACAAGUAUUCCUAUACCAGUAACUCUGAUGACAACUUACUGAAGAAUAUUGAACUGUUUGACAAACUAGCUCUGAGGUUCAAUGGACGGGUGCUUUUCAUCAAGGACGUUCUCGGGGAUGAGAUCUGCUGUUGGUCAUUUUAUGGGCAGGGCCGCAAGAUUGCGGAGGUUUGCUGUACUUCCAUCGUCUAUGCCACCGAAAAGAAGCAGACCAAGGUCGAGUUUCCCGAAGCCCGGAUCUUUGAAGAAACGCUGAACAUCCUGAUCUAUGAGACACCACGGGUGCCAGACAAGGCCCUCCUGGAGGCCACUGGGGGAGUUGCGGGUGGAGGCGGAGGCCCCCUCCGUGCUGGUGAUGAUGAAGAUGGGCGGGAGCACCGCGUCCGGCGUAUUCAUGUCCGCAGACACAUUAUGCAUGAUGAACGUCCUCAUGGCCACCAGGCUGUUUUCAAAGACUGAUCCAGCCUUGUUUCCAGGGUCCUCAUCACUCCAAUUCUUCCGUACCAAAGGAGGAUCUUUUUUCCUUUGAUAUUUCAUCCAAGAGGUCCUCUAUGGUGUCUGUGUCCUUUCUGUUUGGGAUCUUUUUUAA